AUGUCAGAGGAAUACGAUGCAGCCAUUCACUCUACUUCUGAUGAGGUAGACAUUCAACAACCAUCAUCUAGUACAAACAACAAUAAUAAUGACAAUGACAAUGAUCAAUCAACAGACGAUACCAACACCAAAAAUGAAGAAGACGAAAACAGCGAACUAAAUCAAGAUCCUGAAUUGGAAGAAAUGAAAAGACGAUAUAAAGAGAUUGAAGAAGAGACACAAAAACUAAAGGAACUACAAAACAGUCUAGAGGCAAACGGUGGGUUUGGAGGUGACCAAGAGGAAACAGACGGAAGAUCAGUAUACGUUGGUAAUGUAGAAUAUACAUCGACACAGGAAGAGAUCUUACUCCACUUUCAACCAUGUGGAACUAUUCAUAGAAUCACCAUUUUAAAUGAUAAAAUGACUGGUCAUCCAAAAGGAUGUUGUUAUAUAGAAUUUUUGGAAAGAGAAGCGGUAACCAAUGCAUUAAUGUUGAAUGAGACUAUGUUUAAGGAUCGUCAAAUCAAGGUGACUCCAAAACGUACCAAUCUCCCAAGUUAUAUGAGAGGAGGUGGUGCACGUGGAGCUCGUGGAGGAAGAGGUUCUUCAGCUUAUGGAUACGGGGGUUUCAACGCACCAAGAGGUGGUGGUCCAGUAAGAGGUGCUUAUGGUGGAGGUUUCGGUGGUCCACCAAGAGGCCGUGGUGGAAGAGGUCGUGGUGGUGCUAAUUUCUAUCAUCCAUAUGCUUAA
This is a messenger RNA of Cavenderia fasciculata, 732 nucleotides long. RefSeq names its product polyadenylate-binding protein 2 (gene pabpn1). The record is from RefSeq and is a predicted model, not a curated record. The transcript has 3 exons. Gene Ontology annotation, molecular function: RNA binding. Lineage: Eukaryota; Evosea; Eumycetozoa; Acytosteliales; Cavenderiaceae. Bases 1 to 732 code for a protein of 243 amino acids.